Selaginella moellendorffii is the source of this 1772-nucleotide messenger RNA. Its product is annotated as WRKY transcription factor 6-like. Gene Ontology annotation, biological process: regulation of DNA-templated transcription. Lineage: Eukaryota; Viridiplantae; Streptophyta; Lycopodiopsida; Selaginellales; Selaginellaceae. The coding region runs from base 180 to 1643 and encodes 487 amino acids. The record is from RefSeq and is a predicted model, not a curated record. The transcript has 4 exons. Gene Ontology annotation, molecular function: sequence-specific DNA binding; DNA-binding transcription factor activity.
UUCUAUAGCUUCCAGCGCUCUCCCCGUUCUUCUUCCAGUCGAGAGAUUUGCUCUACGGAUUCCACGUGUGGUCGCUUGCGUAGCGUAUCGGCUUGGAACUUCUCGCCGCUAAUAAAGCCCAGCAAUUCUUCCAAGGGUGUGUGAUCAUCGAGAAGGCGAAAGUCUCCUCUUUGCUGUUCAUGGAUAGAGCUGAGGAUCUCAAGAGGAGGAGGAUUGACGAUCCGGACCCCGGCGCGCCGUCGCCAAAGUUUCGCAAGCGAAUGGCCGGGCGGCGGGACCGUGUCAAGUCGAUCGAUUUGUCUCUGGCGCUGAGCGAGGAGGACGAUGCGGGCGCCGAGGAGAUGGAUCUGAAGAGGGAGACCCCGUUUUUCCUGAGGAAGGCGGCGCUGAUCAAGCAGGACUUUGGGGAGCAGGAGUGCGAGAGCCCCAGGAUCUCCAGAGGGUCUCCGCAAUUCAAACUGGAGGGCCGCGUGGCCAGCGAUAAAUCUACCGUGGAGGACUACUCGCCGCCACUGUCUCCCAGAAACGAGGAGCUCAAGAACCAACUCGUCGAAGUUCACGCUGAGAUGACACGAAUGAGAGAAGAGAACGAGCGAUUGCGGGCGGUGCUGGAUCAAGUGAAAGCCGAGUACCAAAACUUUCAGGUGCAGACCAUGGCAUUGAUCCAGCAACAAUCACAAAAAGCGCCAUCUCCUCAGAAACUAGACGUCAAUCCAAGCUCUCCACCAAACGAGCAGCAGCCGCAACAGCAACAACAAUUUGGCACGCAGGGAAAAAUCGUUUUCCAGAACCAACCAGAGCACCUGGAAUCGAUGCUGCACAAAGUCCGUGUCUCGGUUCGUGCUCGAUGCGAAGCUCCAACAAUGAACGAUGGCUGCCAGUGGAGAAAAUACGGCCAAAAGAUGGCCAAAGGCAACCCAUGCCCGCGAGCUUACUACCGCUGCACCAUGGCCUCGGGAUGCCCCGUGAGAAAACAAGUCCAAAGGUGUGCCGACGAUACCAGCGUCCUCGUCACAACUUACGAGGGAUCCCACAACCAUCAGCUCCCACCGGCGGCGACGAGCAUGGCUUCCACCACCUCCGCCGCCGCCACCAUGCUCCUCUCCGGCUCCACCGCCAGUAGCACCGAUCUUAGCUUCAUGGCCGGGAUGCUGACCGGGGCGCCAACCAUCUCCGCCACCACGCCAUUCCCGACCGUCACUCUGGAUCUCACCACAAACCCCGGGGCUUCAAAUCCUCUUCCUGCCGCUACCAGGUUUGUGGUUCCUGGCGAGAGCAAGCGGGAAGAUCGCCGCGAGCAAGAGAUGAUCUUUCACGACGGGAACAACUCGGGGAACUCGAGCUCCAACUUGUUGCAACCACAGAGGAGCUCGAGUCAUUCGAACAAUCAUCUGGCCGAGAGCGUGAGCGCGGCGAUCACGUCGGAUCCAAAAUUUACGGCCGCUUUGGCCGCUGCCAUUGCGUCGAUCAUCACUUCUCCCCCACAGGAGCAGCAGCAGCAGCUGCACAACUUUAACAAGCUUCCGGAGCUCGCGACGAGCGUCUUGGCUCCUCUCUAUAUGUCCGAGUCUUCGGGAGCUUCAAGCUUAGGUAAUGGCGGACUUCCAGUGUCGGAAUUGGCACUCAACAAUAUCAGCCGAUAGUUUCUCACUAUCGGCCCGUUAUUUUUCUUUCUUUCUUUUUUCUUUUUGUCUAAAGUUCCUUAUACACAAGGCAUGUUAUAUCUGUAAGCAUACAAUUUUGUCAAAGAAUACAUUUUGGCUAUGGAGAAA